CUCAGUUGGUCCAGUUCCGGCUGAGAGAGAGGACACGGAUGAAUCCUCUCCGUAACCGUAUGUAGACAAGUGAGCGGGACCAGCGUUGCUACUGCUGGGCAAUGUCAGGGACCCCAGAGAAUACUGGGUCAGAGCCUAAUUCAACAGACUUUCGAGGAAAUUUGGAGGACAGGGAUGGUGGUAGCAGAGGCCGAGGCCGAGGCCAAGGCCAAGGCCCAGGCCGUGGACGAGGCCGUGGACGAGGCCGAGGACAAGGCCGCGGCCAAGUAAGAGGCUGCAGCAGUGUCUCAUCUGAUCAUGUUGGGACUAGGGCAGCAGACUCGCGUGGGCCGCCACUCUGCUUUAGCUUGAAGAGCUGUAUGAUUGGUGCCGUAAUUGGUCGCGGUGGUUCAAAGAUAAAACAUCUUCAGUCUUCCACAAACACUAAGAUACAAAUCAUAGAUGGGGAUGCUGAAGCAGAAGUAAAAAUUUUUGGUACGGAUGACAUGAAAAGAAAGGCUAAGGAAGCUAUAGAUGCUCUUGUUAAGAAUCAAGAGAAGUAUAUGCCUGAAUCUAGUGCUGAUAAUGCCACAGCCCAAUCCUCUGUUGAAAGUGUUACAUCCCAGAACCCUGGUGAUAAUGCUGCAUCUCAGCAUCAGGCUGAAAAGAAUCUAAGCACAAGUAGCAUUGUCAAGAGAGUUGGGCCAGUAAUAGACUGGGAUCAGAUCCGGGCAGCAAGUAUAGAGUGGAAACAAAGAAAAUGGGCCGAUUUGCCACCUAUUAAGAAAAAUCUUUACUUAGAAUCUGAAGCUACCAGCUCAAUGUCUGCAGCUGAAGUAGACAAAUGGAGAAAAGAUAAUUUUGACAUAAUCUGUGAUGACCUGAAGAAAGAUGAGAAGCGUCCAAUCCCUAAUCCAACUUGCAAAUUUGAAGAUGCCUUUGGGCAGUAUUCUGAACUGAUGGAAAAUUUAACAAAUGCAGGUUUAGAAAAACCAACGCCAAUUCAGUCACAGGCAUGGCCCAUUAUUCUACAAGGAAUAGAUCUUAUAGGGGUUGCCCAAACUGGAACGGGCAAGACAUUGUCGUAUUUAAUGCCUGGGUUCAUUCAUCUCGUUUCUCAGCCAACAACUAGAGAAGAAAGGAAUGGACCCGGCAUGCUAAUUCUUACUCCAACUAGAGAAUUAGCUCUUCAGGUGAAAACUGAGUGCUCUAAGUACUCAUAUAAGAAUCUUAAAAGUGUUUGCAUAUAUGGUGGCAGAAACAGAAAGGAACAAAUAAAAGAUGUUACCAAAGGUGUCGAUAUCAUUAUUGCAACUCCCGGAAGAUUAAAUGAUCUGCAAAUGAAUAACUUCGUCAACUUAAGAAGCAUAACCUAUUUGGUAAUAGAUGAGGCCGAUAAAAUGCUGGAUCUUGGAUUCGAACCUCAGAUAAUGAAGAUACUAUCUGAUGUGCGUCCAGAUAGACAGACAGUCAUGACAAGUGCAACUUGGCCAGAUGCGGUCCGUCAUCUUUCCCAGUCAUAUCUGAAAGAGCCUAUGAUUGUUUAUGUUGGUACUCUGGAUCUAGUUGCUGUAAAUACAGUGAAGCAAAAUAUAAUUGUUACCACCGAAGAAGAAAAGCGAGCUCAUUUUGAAGAAUUCUUACAUAACAUGGCACCUGAAGACAAAGUGAUCGUGUUCGUUAGCAGAAAACUUGUUGCUGAUGACAUAUCAAGUGACUUAGGCAUCCAAGGCGUACCUGUACAAUUGUUGCAUGGUGCCAGAGAGCAGGAGGAACGCGAACAGGCACUGGAGGAAUUUAAAGCUGGCUAUGUGAAAGUAAUGAUCGCAACUGAUUUAGCAUCCAGAGGCCUCAACGUUGAUGACAUCACACACGUAUAUAAUUAUGACUUCCCACGAAAUAUUGAAGAAUAUGUACACAGAGUAGGGCGUACUGGAAGAGCUGGCAAGAGGGGCAUAUCGAUUACCCUAAUUACUAGAAAUGAUUCGAGGAUUGCUGGUGAAUUGAUUAACAUUCUGAAGAGAACAAAUCAGAGCAUCCCUGAAGAGCUUGUAACCAUGGCAGAAAAAUAUAAGCUGCGUGAACAAAGAAAGAUGACAGAUAAAACACCAAGAAAUUAUCAAGAAAAAUACAAGGAGUUUUAAAGCUUACAUUGAAAAAUUGUACCGGGAUAGUGGAAGAUUAAAAGCAAGUUAAAGAUAUGUAAUAGUCAAGACACAUAGAAGGACUGAGAACAUUCUGCCAGGCAAUUGGAAGAAACACCACUUCUUAAAUACUAUCCCUAAGCUUUGAAUAUUGUUCAUGCUCCUUAAUAAAAUGUUUAAAAUGAGAA
Chinchilla lanigera (long-tailed chinchilla) is the source of this 2311-nucleotide messenger RNA. It is a transcript of the gene Ddx53, whose product is annotated as DEAD (Asp-Glu-Ala-Asp) box polypeptide 53. Gene Ontology annotation, molecular function: ATP binding; RNA helicase activity; RNA binding. The transcript has a single exon. NCBI's taxonomy places the organism in Eukaryota, Metazoa, Chordata, Mammalia, Rodentia, Chinchillidae. The coding region runs from base 102 to 2123 and encodes 673 amino acids. The record is from RefSeq and is a predicted model, not a curated record.